Molecule: messenger RNA, 1308 nt
Organism: Mercurialis annua (annual mercury)
Lineage: Eukaryota; Viridiplantae; Streptophyta; Magnoliopsida; Malpighiales; Euphorbiaceae
Exons: 4
Coding region: 123-1193 (356 amino acids)
Biological process (GO): glucose metabolic process; beta-D-galactose catabolic process via UDP-galactose, Leloir pathway
Molecular function (GO): carbohydrate binding; aldose 1-epimerase activity
Source: RefSeq, a predicted model, not a curated record
AUUUCUCAUUUUCUUUCCUAUAAAUAUAACAACCCAUUUUAAGCAUAAAAGUAUUCAUUUAUAACAUUCUUCAUAUUUCCUUUCAUCAUUUUUGACCUUUCUUCUCACUGAAAAUUAAGAAAAUGACAACAUUCUUUGGUUUGGUUUGGUGUAGCAUUCUUUUAGCUUUUGGGAUGAAUGGGUGUUUGGCAGAUGAGAAAAUUGGGAUUUAUGAACUCAAGAAUGGAAAUAUCUCUAUUAAACUCACUAAUUAUGGUGCCCAUCUAAUCUCUGUUUAUCUUCCUGAUAGAAAUGGAAAAGUAGAUGAUGUUAUUCUUGGUUAUGAUACUGUUCAAGAGUACAUGAAUGACAAAUCAUACUUUGGAGCCACAGUAGGAAGGGUUGCUAACAGAAUUGGUGGAGCUCAAUUUACUUUAAAUGGAACUACUUAUAAACUUGCUCCUAAUGAAGGCAAAAACAUGCUUCAUGGGGGGCCUAAAGGAUUAAGUAAAGUAAUUUGGAAAGCUAAGAAGAUUAAAGCAGACGGCCAUCCACCUCACAUGACCUUCACAUACCGCAGCAUCAACGGCGAUCAAGGAUUCCCCGGCAAUCUACGUGUCACUGUAUCAUACGCAUUACUUGAAAACAACCAAUUAAGCAUAACAAUGAAAGCAAAAGCUGAGAACAUUUCCACACCAGUCAAUCUCGCUAACCACGCUUACUGGAACCUCGCCGGCCAAUCCUCCGGCGAUAUUCUCUCCCAUCAGCUUCAACUCUUCGCUUCCCGAUACACUCCCGUCGACGCUAGCCUCAUCCCCACCGGAAAAAUAACAUCCGUCAAAGGAACACCGUACGAUUUUCUAACUACAGCAACAAUUGGAAGCAGAAUUAACCAACUCCCUGGCGGAUACGACAUCAACUACGCGCUCGACGCGAGUUUGUACAAUAAGAUGAGGAAGGCGGCAGUUGUUCAUGAUAAGAAAUCGGGACGAGUAAUGGAAUUGUACACAAAUCAGGUCGGAGUGCAGUUUUAUACGAGUAAUACACUUGAGCAAAAGGGAAAAGGCGGGUUUGUGUAUAAACCGCAUGCGGCGUUGUGUUUGGAGACUCAAGGGUACCCGAAUGCCGUAAAUCAACCGAAUUUUCCAUCGGUGAUUGUUAAUCCGGGGAAGUCUUACAAGCACUAUAUGUUGAUCAAGUUUUCUAUUGCUUAGGUUUGAAUUUUUUUUUUUUUUUGGAAUAAUGUUAGAUUUUUCUGUAAUGUUAUUUAGGUUGAGGAAAAUGAAUAAUUAAAAGAUAUAAAAUAUCAAUUUACUUUUUGAGCUCGCA